Molecule: messenger RNA, 4914 nt
Organism: Mya arenaria
Lineage: Eukaryota; Metazoa; Mollusca; Bivalvia; Myida; Myidae
Product: growth arrest-specific protein 2-like
Exons: 8
Coding region: 88-1044 (318 amino acids)
Biological process (GO): actin crosslink formation
Cellular component (GO): actin filament
Molecular function (GO): actin filament binding; microtubule binding; cytoskeletal adaptor activity
Source: RefSeq, a predicted model, not a curated record
AGUGUUGAUAUUGUUUACAAAUGGCGACUUCCAAACGACACGACGAAAAUUACAAAUCGUAUUGGAAAUAUUAGGAGUUCAGGGAUCAUGAAUAGUGGAGAUGCAGGCAGAGGAAGUAGGGCAGUUGGAGGGGAUGUGACAGACAGAAAAACCCGCGCCCUACAGGAGGAGAGUCUCGGACCACUUCGGGAUGACCUCGCAGACUGGAUUGCUAAAACACUCAAGAUAGAUGUUACUGGUGACACUCUGAUGGAUGUGCUGGACAAUGGUGUGUUCAUCUGUGACCUAGCAACCGUCAUCCAGGAGCAUGCUGUGGACUGUGUACAGCAGGGAAAGGUCCAGCAUGAUCUGCCCAAGUCAGGGCCGCGGUGUCGGAGGAAUGCCGAGUCUGGGAGCUGGUUUGCCAGGGACAAUGCAGCAAGCUAUGUAAAAUGGGGCCGGGCCAUGGGCAUGCAGGAUGACAGCUUGUUUGAGAGUGAAGAUUUGGUUUCACACAAGUCUGAGCGGCAGGUGAUCAUCAACCUGUUGGAGCUGGCAAGGCUCGGGUACAAGUUUGGCCUGGAACCACCCGCUAUCAUCAAGCUGGAGAAGGAGAUUGACUCAGAGCAUGAAGCGCCCCCCUCACCUCCGCCUCCACCUGCCCCAGUGUCUGCCCCUGCCUCUGCCCCUGCCUCUGUCCCCACACCCAUACAGCAGUCAAAUAGGCCUCUCAACCUUGAUGAAGAGGUCCGUAAGAUGGCAGCUAAGUGCAACUGUUCUGAUGAAGUAAAGCGGCUAAGAGAGGGAAUGUACAUGGUGUUUGGAAAGGGUGUCAUCAUUCGGUCAUUUAGAGGAGCCCCCAAGCAUAUGCUACUGCAGAACCGCCACCUGAUGGUCCGUGUGGGUGGAGGCUGGGACACCCUGGAGCACUACCUGCUCACCCACAACCCUGUAUUCACCUCGGAGCACCGCCGCAAGGGCAGCAUAGACUUCCUUGCCGGGGAUAACGUACUGGAUGGAGACAAGUUCCUCCACAUCAAGGCCAAGUACAAGUCACAGUCCUGACCUCUUCACCAGGGGGUGCCACAUGGCUGCAUACAGUACAGGAAGCCAUUUAUUGCUAAAACUGUGAUAGCAUGCAUCGAGUCAUUCCAUAUAUAUACAAUUUUGGCUUGUCUGUUUUUGGAAGAAAACUUGUUUAUCAUUAUGACAUAGCAAUGGUUUUGGCAGCGGCAAAAAUAUGCAAAAUCUUUAAAUGUCAGAAAUAGCUCAAAACUGCGAGAUAUAUAUGAUUCUAUUCGUAUGUGUCACUAUUGUACUACACAUACCCCGGUAUGUGACGUUGUCAGUGAAAAUGGGUCCUGUUGAGUUAUUUACUUUAUCAACAAAAACUAUUUUAAACCAAAAGAAAGGAUUACAAAAACUGAUAACAAUGUGAACCUUUCUAAAAAUGUAUGAAAAUAGCUUACAUACGCUGCUUUUGAGGCACAAAACUUUUAAAAAUUAAAACGUCACUAUUUCGGCCAACGGAUUCAUUUUCACUGAUGACAGCAAAUAUGAAUAGGCACACACAUGUAACCAUAACCCUGGUUUAUGUUAUAAACAAGUUAUGCCCCUUGACCUUCUCAAGUAUCACUUGAAAAAACAGACAAGUAUCAGCAUCUGAUUUUGGUGUUAUUGUUAAAUAUGCUGGUGCUAAAUAUACGUAAUAAGAUUUUUAAGUACAUUAACCAUGUUUUAUAUGCCAGUAUUGUGUAUUCACAGGCUUUGUUUGACCAGCCAGAUAUUGAGUCUUGGUUUGACUGGCUAGGUAUUGUGUCUUGGUUUUGACCAGCCAGUUGAAUCUUCAUUUGUGUCUUGGUUCAACCAGCCAGUGAUUAUGUCUUCAUUUUGACCAGCCAAUUGUGUCUUCAUUUGUGGCUUGGUUUGACUGGCACGGUAUUGUGUCUUGGUUUUGACCAGCCAAUUGUGUCUUCAUUUGUGUCUUAGUUUCAACCAGCCAGCUAUUAUGUCUUCAUUAUGACCAGCUAUCGUGUCUUGGUUUUGACCAGCUAUUGUGUCUUGGUUUUGACUGGCCAGUUUGUUUCUGUAUUCAAGUUUAUAGAGUUCUCAGGGUUUCCUGUUGUACAUACAUAUUAUGUUGCUAUGCCAAGUAAAAUUUGCUUUGACAAUGACUUUGUAACAAUUGUUUUGAUGUUAUACAAGAUAAUUUGUGUUAAGAUAUUUGUUAUUUUAAAGAGAAAUGCGCCCUACUAAUCAAGUAUUAUUCUGAUGUAUUUCUGUGCUUGUGAAACAUACAGUAUUAUGAGUUCUACAGAAAGUCAGUAACUUUUUGUGACUUCUUAUUUUAUUAAAUGUUCACUAUUAAGAUAUAUGUGUAACCAACAAUGUGUUAGUGUUUCAUCAGGAACACUAGGAGAAAUUUCAUACCUAUUUAAAGAAGUACUGCACUAUUGUUUUAACACAUGGUUGGUGUUUGGUCAGGAGUUCUAGGAGAAAUUUCAUACCUAUUUUAAGAAGUACUGCACUAUUUUCUUAAACACAUGGUUGGUGUUUGGUCAGGAGUUCUAGGAGAAAUUUCAUACCAUGGUGAGAUUUAAAAAGUAAAAUGCACUAUUGAAACCCUCAUAAGUAUUAAAACGCUUACUGGUAAAGCAUCCUUGAUGAAACAGCCCCUGCAGACAAUUCUGCAUACAUGUCUCUCACUUACUGUUUGGACAACUAAGGGACAGAUAUAAAGUUUCUUAACACUCAUGUUAUGUAGUUCCUAAACAUAUGUUUAAUUUAGAUAUUAUGCUGUUGUUGUUGUUUUAUUUUUCCAAUUUGCAUUUUUGUUACGGUAUAUACGAAUUUUUUCCCCAUUCUUACGAUUUUAAAAUGUUGUUUGAAAAAAGAGAAGCUUUACAAUGAAUAUGGUGACACUAACAAGCAUAAUGUGUUCAGGGUAAAACUAUUUUAGAAUGUAGAAAUAUAAAUAAAAAUAAUCAGAUUUUUGAAUAAAACUUCUUUUUCAUGUAUGAGUUUUAUAACAAGAAAUGUUGGUAUGUGGAAUUCUUGCGAUAUUUAGCUCAACUAUGCGGAGAAUAAGGAGGCUAUACUACUUGUCCUACUGUCAGCAUCUAAAUCAAUAUGGUUAAGUUUAAUGGCAAGUUGGCAUUUUCACUUAUAAUUCUAUACCCUAAAUUUAAUUAUUACUUGACACAAUUAAUGGCACCCAUAUAACAAUUAGGUUACAUAACUUGAAACUAACCCUAAAUACAUAUUAUGGCACUUGAUUGAAAUUUUCUAAAUUUUGUUUUUAAUUUUUGUUUUAUUGCUUUAGACCAGCACAUUUUUAUAUUCUUACCAUAACCUGAUUUUCACAAAGUCUUAUUAGAAUGACGUAUGUCAUUGUUUAGGUAGUACGGUGGGAGGGCAGCGAUUAACACACGUAUUGUAUCACAAGUGUGACCAAACUUGGAAUAUAGGAAGAGUUUAUGGAGACCUUUCAUGGGAUUGCAUUUGGGGCCCAUAAGGUCAAGGUCACUGUUACUAAAAAUAUAUCAAGUUUUGUUUCUGAAUAACUUUAGUUUGGUUUGACAUAUUGUGACCAAACUUGGUAUCUAAGAAAAGUUUAUGGAGACCUUUCAUGGGAUUACGUUUGGGGCCCCUAGGGUCAAGGUCAUAGUUACUGUUACUAAAAUUGAUAAAGGUUUGGUACUGAAUAACUUUAGUUAAGGUCAUUGUAACUGUAAAUAAACUGAAUCCAGCAAGAAGACAGAAGUUCUUUUGUCAUUCGUUAAAAACCUGGUUUUGUCACAUUGCUGUGUUUCUUGUUUGCUUUUUUAUUUGUCCUACGACAGCUCUUGUUACUUUCCAUUUUAAUAAUGAAUCAUUUUUGUCUGAAAAUCAUCUGGAAACUGCUAUGAUGAUAUGAAAAUAAGCACUCUUUAGAUAUUCAGAAAUUGUGAAUACAAAAAAUAUAUAUCUGAAGCACCAUCAGAAACUAGAGAAUUAACAUUUUUUACCAGAAUUGCAUUGUACACCAAUUUAAGUGUAUUGUCACAUCAGAUAUGUUAUGUCAAUGAGAUGUUGUAACAUUCUAGCUGUGGAAUUUUGUGUCUUGCUAUAAGCUGAAUAGUUAUUUUUGUUGAGUGUUUUUGUUGUAUGCUUCUUGCAAAUGCAAUUGCUUUUUGUUGCAAUAUUAUUUACUACCUAUGCUGUUUAUUUUAUCUUUUUCGUUUUGCUAUUUUUCCCGCUCAUUCUUUGCUCCUGGUUAUUUUCUGUAUUGAAUGCUUUAGAAAAUGUUGGACAAAGUAGUUGUUUUCUAAUACAUGUAUAUUAAAAAUUGUGUUCUGCAUAAUGGCAUUUUAUUAUUUUAUCUGUAUGCUUUGAAUGUGAUGUUGUUUUUUGUUGUUUUUUAAUGAAAGCAUAAUCCAUUUAUUUUGUCUACUGUUUAGCUGUUGUGAAAUUUGGCUCGUAGAUUUAAUACUAAAUUUAGAAGUUUCAUUUUUAAAGAAAUUAGAAUUAUUAAAAAAAACUCUAAAGGUAAUAUACACAUGCAAAAAACCCCACUGUGCAUGGCAAGAAAUUGGUGAAUACAUAUGUUGACUUUAGUUCUCCAUCAUUAAACAUAACAAUGCAGCUCGGAGGCAGAGAGGCGCUUGCCCAUGACAUAUGACUCUUUCAGAACAUAAUCAUUUGAAAACGUAUUUUUUCCGAUGUUAUUUAAGAAUUCAUCAGGUGUUGUGUUCCCAUAGACUAUUGAUUUAUUGCACAAGUUUAAGUCCAAUUAAAAAGUGUAUAUAUAUAUAUAUAUUUGCUGAGAGGAUUUAUUUUUAUAUACUUUGUUCUAGGCUGUUAAUGAGACAGGUAAAUAUUUAUGCUACAUGUAAUUCCGUCCAGUUUUACAGUUUACCGUUAUUGUUGCAGUUCUUUGCAUAUAUAUGUUUGCCA